Molecule: messenger RNA, 2688 nt
Organism: Closterium sp. NIES-65
Lineage: Eukaryota; Viridiplantae; Streptophyta; Zygnematophyceae; Desmidiales; Closteriaceae
Source: the annotation of a GenBank genome assembly
AUGAACGCCACGGAUCCGCCGUCCAAGCGAAGCUUCGUGGAAAGGCGACUAGAUUACGUCAUCCUUUUCGAGCUCGUUCUCAUGCUGUCUCUCGCGAUCUUCCCCGCAGCGGUCUUCGCGGCGCGGCUGCCGUACCAGGAGCAGUACAUGUGGUACCUGGAGCUGGAUCAGAACGCGCAGCUCACGGGGCUUAACAAGGCGCAGUAUAACGCGGACAACCCCGCCCUGGCGGGCGUGUUGCAGUUCUUCACGUGCCUCGUGCUCUAUGGUAUGGCCAUUGCCGCUCCCUGUUGUCCCCCCUCCAGCUCAUUCCCUCCAUCUCCUUCCUUCCACUUAUCCCCUCCCUUCUCAUUCAUCCCACUCUCCCCCCCCCUUUCAUCCCCUCUCCUCUCAUCCCCUCCCUUCUCAUCCCCUCCCAUCUCAUCCCCCCCCACUCAUCCCCUCCCCCCACCCCUCUCAUCCCCCCGUCUCAUCCCCACCCCUCUCAUCCCCACCCCUCUCAUCCCCACGCCUCUCAUCCCCACCCCUCUCAUCCCCACGCCUCUCAUCCCACCCCUCUCAUCCCCACGCCUCUCAUCCCCACCCCUCUCAUCCCCACGCCUCUCAUCCCCACCCCUCUCAUCCCCACCCCUCUCAUCCCCACGCCUGUCAUUCCCUCUCCUGCAGGCUACGCUAUUUCGCUACUUUGUGCCCAUAUCGCUGUACGUGACAAUGGAGAUAGUGAAGCUGCUGCAGGCGGUGACCAUCUCGUUGGACCUGCACAUGUACUACGAGGACAAGGACAUCCCCGCCAUUGCUCGCACCUCCAACAUCAACGAGGAGCUCGGCAUGGUGCGCACGGUGCUGUCAGACAAAACAGGCACGCUGACGCGCAACCAGAUGGAGUUCUUCAAGUGCUCCAUCGCCGGCACGCCCUACGGCAUGGGCGUCACCGAGGUCGAGAAGGCCGCCGCCCAGCGCGCAGGCCGCCCUCCCCCAGAAGAGGACGAGGACGACGACCAGGUGUAUGUCCCCGAACGCCCCCUGGAGAAGGGCUUUAACAUGCGCGACCCGCGGCUGGACGGCAUGAAGUGGGUGGAGCAGCCGUGCGCCGAUGAGAUCCGACGGUUCCUGGAGGUGCUGUCCGUGUGCCACACUGUUGUGGUGGACACGGCUCCCAUUGAGCGCGCUGCUAGCAGUAACAUCUUUGCCAUGGGUAGUGCUGCUGGCGUGGGGAGUGGGGGUGUGUUGGGGAGUGGCGCAGGGGGGAUGAAGAGCAGCAGCAGCAGCAGCAGCGUGAGCGUGGCGAGUGCGGGUUCCAGUGUGAGAGGCGGGGCGGCCAGUGCAAGCGCAGGCGGAGGGGGCACGCUGCUGCUGCCAGGGGAAGGGGGAGGCGGGGGAGAGACACCACUGAUGCCGGGGGGGGAGGAGGCGGUGGAUGGCGAGGCGGUGAGGUUCCUGGCGGAGUCGCCUGACGAGGCGGCGUUUGUGGUGGCGGCCAAGCGCCUGGGGUUCCUGUUCCUGGGGCGCCAGGGCAACGAGCUCAAAGUGCGCGAGUACGGGGCACGGUGGAGUGUGGUGCAGGACCGCUCCUAUGAGCUGCUCAACACUCUCGAGUUCACCAGUCACCGCAAGCGCAUGUCAGUGGUGGUGCGCACGCCAGAGGGGCGCCUGCUGCUGCUCUGCAAGGGCGCCGACAGCGUCAUCAUGGACCGCCUCUCCGCCUCCGAGCACGCACAGAAGUACCGGCCAAUCACGGAGCGCCACAUGACCAUGUACGCGGAGGCGGGGCUGAGAACGCUGGCGAUCGCGUGGAGGGAGGUGGGCGAGGAGGAGUAUGCGGCGUGGCAGCAGCGGUGGGUGGAGGCGAAGGGGUACGUGGCAGAUGCGGGUGUGCAGGCGGAGCGGCUGGAGGCGCUGGCUGACGAGCUGGAGAGUGGACUCGUGCUUGUGGGGGCUACUGCCAUUGAGGACAAGCUGCAGGUGGGAGUACCGCAGGCAAUAGAGACGUUGGCGCAGGCGGGGAUAAAGCUGUGGGUGCUGACGGGGGACAAGCUGGAGACGGCCAUCAACAUCGGGUUCGCGUGCAGCCUGCUGCGCCACCACAUGCAGCAGCACCUCGUCUUCCUCGAGGACAACGACGCCGCCGCCAAGGAGGCUGCCAGAAGGGGCGUACCACUCAAGGAGUUUGCAGCGGAGUUGGUGCGGUCGCAGAUCCUGGCAGCCAGUGAGUCCGUGCACGGCGCACAGUGGGCACGCGCACAGCAGGCAGGCAGCACAACGGCCACUGGGACAACCAGCAACCGUGCCGAUAACCCUGCGCAGGAGCACAGCGGGGACGGGGGCGGAAGCGAGGGAGGACGUGGGAGUGAGAGUGGGAGUGAGGGCGGGGCGGCACAGGAGCAUGCGGUGGUGAUAGACGGCAAGGCACUGGUGCUGGUGCUGGCGAACGAUGCUCUGCGUGCUGCCUUCCUUGAGCUGGCUCUGCAGUGCGCGUCCGUCAUCUGCUGCCGCGUGUCGCCCAAGCAGAAGGCGCAGGUGACGGCCAUGGUGCGGCGCGAGGGCAAGCAGAUCUGCCUCGCCAUUGGAGAUGGGGCUAACGACGUGGGCAUGAUUCAAAAGGCGAAUAUUGGUGUGGGCAUCCGCGGCGAGGAGGGACAGCAGGUGGGGGGAAUGGUUUGUUGGCUGACUGUGGACAGUGGGCAGUAA